AUGUCCACGCAAACGGGCAAGUGGCGCGAGGAGCAAGUCCUCGUGCUCUGCCCGGGCAGCCAGACCACGCUGGCUCAGCUGGGCUGCAACGAGCUGACGCCGCCCGCGCACCGGUUCCCCACGCGCAUGUUCCGCGACAGCGAGUCGUCGUCGUCGUCUGAGGAUUACUGGCGCCCGUAUCAUACGUAUCGGCGGAAGAAGGAAGGGAGUGGGGAGAGUGGCAGUGGUGGGGGUCUUGUUGUUGGAGAAGGGGGGAAGGAGGAUGGUGGGGAGGGUGAGGGGGAGUGGGAGUUUGUGGAGGAUGUGGAUUCGGUGGAGGGGGCGGUGUAUCCGAUUCAGGCCGGCCGCAUCGUCAACAUGGACGCCUUCCUCGCCUUCCUCGAGCACGUCCACGCCCAAUUGACUACCACCUACCACAACACCCCAAUCAUGCUCAUGGCCUCGCCGCAAUGGACCCGCCCCGACUGCGAAACCAUCGCGCGCUACAUCUUUGAAAAGACCAAGACACCCGCUCUGUGCCUGAUCCACAGCGGCAUUGCCACCCAGUACGGCCUCAAGUGGCCCAACAUGACGGUCGUGGACGUUGGGUUCCAAAAAGUCGACGUCACGUGUAUUCACGACGGCCGCGUGGUCUCGCAUCGCGAUGUCGGCCCUGCCGAUACGGAUGCCAUCAGCGGUGGGGAGGUUUUCACGCAGCGCCUUUUCAAGCUGCUGGAGAGCAAAGGGUUUGACUACGAUAUGGCCGAGCAGCUGAAGAAGAGUGCUGUCUGCGAGGUCCUGCCGUACGCGCCGGAGCAACCGGAGCUCGUGGAGUUGCCCGUGGAGACUGCUUCUGCUCCUGCUGCUGCUGCUAGUACUGCUGGACCUGGGAACGGGGCGGCGGCUGGGGCAUCGGCACUAUCAGGCGACGGGGCCAAGCCGGCAGAACAACCAGCAGAGCGCCUUCUAGGAAACGGAAACGGAGAGAAUGGCACCAACGGCGAGGGUAGAGAGGGUGGAGACGACGACGGGGUGCUUGAUGUAGCCAAUAUUGUCGCGAGCGGCCAGACGAGGGAGUUUCUGGCCAAGAAGGAGAAGGAAAAGGCGGAGAAGGGGAAGCCUGGGCGGAAACCGAAGGAUAAGGAGGCGGCUGCAGCUGCGGAGGCUGCCGCUAAGGCUAUUAAGCUUCCCAACUCGAAGCGGUAUCGGGGCGUGUUCCACUACGAAGAGCUCGUUACGGAGGAUGUCCCGAUCGCCGAGCCGCCCAAGGAGAACGGCGGCCAGGAUGUUGGCAUGACCGAAGCGCCGGCUGUUGCCGAAGGUGCUGCUUCUGCUGCACCAACAGCGACGGCUGGUGAUGAGCCUAAGGCGGAGGGCGAACCAACUGGCACUGAAGAGCAGAAACCCGAGGCCGAAGCCCAAUCUACUCCUGCGGUCCCGCAACCAGUCCAACCCACAGAGUCCGCCCCAGCUCCGUCAACCGCAGCGACGACAACAACGACGACAGCCACCGAACGUGUAACCCGCCGCGUGCGCCGCGAUAUCGAAGUCGGCCUCGAGCGCUUCCAGUUCGCCGACCGCCGCGAAAUCGACCGUAUCGUGGCCGCCAUCUACCACGCCGUGCAGGGCAUCGAAGACAUGUACAUGCGCCCCGGCUGCUGGGAGAACCUCGUCUUCGUCGGCAACGGCGCGCGCAUCCGCGGUCUGCGCGACAACAUCCUCCAGACCCUCCAGGCGCGCCACCUCAUCUCCCCCAGCACAGCCACCAUGUUCACCUCCGAACUACCCUCCAACAUCGGCACCCCCUCAGCCACAGGCUCCCAAACCCCCACGGCCUCCGGCUCCGGCCAGCUGCCCACCACCAGCAGCGUCAACCCCUUGCUCCUGGCCGCGACCACGGGCGCCAACCCCAACGCGCCCAACAACCCCAACAACGCGGGCGACGCCGCUGCUGGUGGGAAUGCCCACACCAGCCACCACUUCCACAGCCAGACGCCGACCAACAUCCGGCUGGCGCCGCUGCCGUCGUAUCUGACGGAGUGGACGAAGCACGGGUUUGAGGAGGCCAUGUUCCUUGGCGCGCAGGUCGCUGCGCGGCUGGCGUUUUGUAUCCAUAAUUUGGAUGCGCAGGGCCUGGAGGCGCAGCGGUUGAUGAGUUUGAGUCGGGUGGAUUAUAAUGAACUUGGUCCCAAGGGCGUGCGGUCGCAUUCCAUGCUCGGGUGA
Molecule: messenger RNA, 2202 nt
Organism: Dichotomopilus funicola
Lineage: Eukaryota; Fungi; Ascomycota; Sordariomycetes; Sordariales; Chaetomiaceae
Product: actin-like protein ARP9
Exons: 3
Coding region: 1-2202 (733 amino acids)
Biological process (GO): regulation of transcription by RNA polymerase II
Cellular component (GO): SWI/SNF complex; RSC-type complex
Source: RefSeq, a predicted model, not a curated record